CGCGAUACAUUUGCUCAGCUAGCAUCUGUUCAGCACUGCCUGUCGCCAACAGCAGCCUAAACACUGACAUUGCAGUAACAGACUGUCAUGGUUCCAGCCAUGCGUUCCACCAAAACGUUGCUGCUGAUGUCUUGUUUUACCUACCACUGUGGUGCCACUUGUACGUGGCCUUUCCUCGGCAACUUAACGGUGAAUGAUGCCAAAUCGCCACAAGUUGUCAUGAAUUGCCUGAGGAAAUGCCUUCAAAGAUCCUGCACCUCUGUCAGUGUAACCUCUUCGGGCUGCAAGAUGGCAGCAACAUCCAAUCCACUGGAACUUGGUAUUGCACGGGUUCCGUCUCGUCUCGCGGGGGCGUGUCAGGAUCACCCAUGCGCACCCGGCACAACGUGUGAACCACACCCAAACGGAGCAUAUCAAUGCACCAAGAGGAAGGACACCCCACGCUGCAGCAAUAACUUCCAUAAGACUCCAAAGUGCAAGUUCCCGGACCAGGUUAACAUUAGGACGGUGCCGAAAGUCAACUUAAACGUUUGCGGGGAUUUAUGUGUUAACCACACUCAAUUCUUAUGUGGUGGAUUCGUGUAUGCUACCCGUUAUCUCUUGUGCCGCCUGUUCCCUCAUCACAAAAACCUGCUGGAUUUAUCCUGUACCAAGAACAUUAUAUAUGAUUCAUAUAGACGCGAUUGUUAUUUUGUGUAAAUAUUUCUUAAGGCUUAAGUAGGCCUUGACGAACAUCAUGCGGAAGGACCGGUUCAAUUCCACACGUGUGCAAUAUGUGAAGCAUUUUUGGUGUCAAACGCCGUGAUAUUGGUGGUUGGUUGGUGUGUUUUAACGCCGCACUCAGGAAUAUUCCAGCUAUAUGACGGCGGUCUGUAAAUAAUCGAGUCUGGGCCAGACAAUCCAGU
Molecule: messenger RNA, 905 nt
Organism: Haliotis rufescens (red abalone)
Lineage: Eukaryota; Metazoa; Mollusca; Gastropoda; Lepetellida; Haliotidae
Exons: 3
Coding region: 88-699 (203 amino acids)
Source: RefSeq, a predicted model, not a curated record